Messenger RNA from Rhagoletis pomonella (apple maggot), 7247 nucleotides. RefSeq names its product polycomb protein Asx-like. The coding region runs from base 950 to 6766 and encodes 1938 amino acids. The transcript has 11 exons. Gene Ontology annotation, molecular function: chromatin binding; DNA binding. Lineage: Eukaryota; Metazoa; Arthropoda; Insecta; Diptera; Tephritidae. Gene Ontology annotation, biological process: positive regulation of transcription by RNA polymerase II; animal organ morphogenesis. Gene Ontology annotation, cellular component: PR-DUB complex. The record is from RefSeq and is a predicted model, not a curated record.
CAGUUUUCUCAAAGCAACCCUGUCAGAAAGUAUUGAGUCGAGUAGAACAUGGACGAGAAAAAAUUAAAAUCACGUAGAAAGAAGCUAUAGUGCGGUGAAAUUAUUGAAAUUUCACCCUUUUAGUUUUGGAAAUAAUAAAUAUUUUAUUAAUAUAUGGAUAUAUUACAUAAUGUGCGGAUUAAUCGGAAAAAUAUCUGAGUGUCUAACUGCGGAUCGAAAAAAGUGAAAAGAUAUGUAAAAGAAAAAACUUUGAAUUGCAAUAACUAUGCCAUUGCAUUGGUGUGAGAAAGGGAUAACUAGACUGACAAUGAAGCAAGUGUGGCCAAUAAGUGCGAGAUAAAAGGAGUUGCUUCUAUAAUUGUCAGCUGGGUCUGUCAAAAACGAACGAAAACAGGAAAAUUUGGUUUUGUUUAGUAGGAGGAUCUGGGAUAGUGGAAAAAAUCAUUAAAUUGCAGGCAAUAAGGAGAUGAAAAUUCGAAAAAAUAGUUGCGAAGACAUUCCAGCAAUUGAAAAAAAGAGCAGCCGAAAAGGAAGUUCUGAUAAAGAAGGGUACGAAGUGGGGGAAAAAGAGAAACGCGAUAAAAGUAGACUUGAUGAAAAUGAUUUGAAUAGUGAGUCGAUACAAAGGGAAAACGAAAUAAAAAACGGGAACGAAUAAACGACGCACGACUUUAUCCAUCCACCACUAUUCAUGGGUAGGAAGAAAAGUGAUGCGAUAAAUCUGAGAUCUACAGAAGAAAUGUGCUUUAGAGGCUCUAGAAAAAUUGCAGAAAAAACGUAACGCCAGAAUUUUGGAUAUAAAACCAAGUCAAGCUUGACUACAAAAGCUCGCCUUUCUCAUCUUUGUAUCGUUGGAUUUUCCAGGUUCAAAAUGAGUCCACAGGUCAGAUUUCGUCGUUUUAUAGCAAUAAUCGGAUAGGACCUUAAUCUGCCUUCAUACGCUAAGAGUAUGAGAACGACCUUAUUGGGUACAUCAAUAUUUUAUCGCCCAACAACAUCCCAACAAAGCAAAAACUCGCUGAAAAUGGAAACCCAUUCAUCUUCUGUGCGACAGAAAAUGAUCGCCGAUCCUAUGGAAGAAAAAAACGAGCAAGUGAAUCUCUUGAGCGAAGAGGAGGAGAAGGAUCCAUUAGCAUUAGAUACAGCGAUCGAACAGCACAGCUCGCGAAGUAAGCUAUCAAGCAACGCAAAGCACAGCCACAGUUUACGGCGUCAUGUUCCUCGUAUCAUCGUUAAACCUAUACCACCCGAGAAAAAGGUUGCAGUCACGUCGACAGCAACAUUGAGUAGUAACGCUGCAAUGUCCACUGCUACUGCCAAUACUGUGAUCAAUACCGCUGGUGGAAAGAACACAACACCGAGCCCUUCGAGCCGUGCCAGUAGCAGUCGUCGUGCACAACAACAAGCCAAAGCUGCGGUAGCCGCCACGCCAUUAACCGGAGCCGCAUCUUUAACAACACCCUUAACAGCCAUCACACAAGCGUCCACAAUGCGUGAAGUUCUCGCAUCCAUACCCGGGUUUAGUUUUAAGCCCCGUAGACGUUCUUCCAAGAAAAUUUCCACUGCUGCUCAAAUUGAGCAGACAAAGGAUGGAAAAAUAGACCUCGAAACACCAGACUCAAUAUUAGCAUCUACGAAUUUGAGAGCCUUACUCAACAAACAAACCUUUUCUAUGCUGCCUCCAUUAUAUCAGUAUAACCUCAUUCAAUUGCUACCGAGCGUGGAUCGCGAAGCCAUCGAAGUUGAACGCAAGAACACUACUGACUCCACGGCUCCCAUGGAAGCUAUAAAAUUGGGGCCAUCCAGUCUAAAUAAUGAGUUCUUUGCACGUGCCUGCUUGGAAUGGCGUGAACGAUUGGCGGAAGGUGAAUUCACACCUGAAAAUCAAAUGAAAAUGAAAACAGAAGCCGAGAGGGAAAAGAACAAAUUAGAUCCAUGGAAAUUGAAACAUUUUGAGCCCAUAUGGGGCGAAAAAUCCUACAAUCGCGCCAGUAGCACCAGUAGUAGUAGCAGCAAUAUAAGUUACAGUAGUGGCAAAAGCAGUGAUAGUUAUACUAAUCUAAUGGAUGAGCGUCUUGAGUUUAAAUUGGAAAGCAAAGGCGGUCUGGUUGCUACAAUUGUGAAGACAUCAACUAAAACGUCAGCGACAUCCACGGCUACAUCAUUAGCUGCCUCUGCGGCAGCAACUUCAACGACGACGGCAACUGUGGCAUCGGCAGCGAGCACUGAAAGUGCCGAAAACACAACAUCCUCAUCAUCUGUAGAUGUGAAAGAGGAGGAUGAAGAAUUUAUGGAUGAACCGCUGGCAAAUAUAAGUGUAAAUACUAUUAAAACAGAGCUGAAAAUACAACCCGAACAGCUGCACAAGCAGGAGUAUACGGAAAGCUCUACUACCGAUUACGAAAAACAGACUGACACAUUUUGUGAUCUGGAAAAUAUUGGCUGCACAGAUUCAUCCUCUACAUUUGACCUAUUACGCUCAGACUGUGGUGGUAUUCAAAACAAACCAAUAGCUGCAGAAUCUAAAAUUACCUUAACGCUAAGCGCGUUGGAACAUGAAAGACAAAAUGAAUGUGGGAGUAGUGGUAAUAUACGCAAACGUUCGGAGUCAGAGUUUGCUUAUGAAAAUCGAACACAAAGCAAACAAAUGAAAAUAGAAACACAAAAGGGACAGGAACAACAUCCAAAUCCACAUCCACAUGAUUAUGAUAUUACUGACUCAGCAACCAGUAUAGAACGUGAGAUAAGCCAUCUUGCUGGUGACGAUCCCAAAAACACACUCUCUCCAUCCGUAUCAUCGGCUACUUCAAGUUCCCAAGAGUUGAAUGGCAGCAUUAGCUUAACAACAAACUCAUCCUCAACAAAAGCGCUUACCACCGAAAGUUUCAUGUAUAAUAGCAAUCUUUACACUGCUAAAUUCGAACAGCAACCCGCUGAUCUGCUACUAAAGGAUACGAUCUCUUCAAUUAGUAGUGAAGAAUGUGCCAGUGUGAAUACCUUACCUGAUGUGGUAAUGAAAACGUCAAAUUUCCUACAAAACCAAGAUACUUCCUUUGCGGCAAUUACGACAGUGGGAAAUAGUACCUGUAACAGUAUUGAAACACUUCUGCCAACAACGUCGUCGUUUGUGAACGUGAAUGCAAUAUUGCCAUCAACGGUGUCACCUAGACCAAGCGGAGGUAUAACAUUACAACAGUCCUUCCCAUCACAAGGAAAGCAAAUAAACGCGGCGUCUAUAAUUUCAUUGGAAGACGGGGAGGAUGACGACGAGGAGCUGAUCGAACAAAAGUUUGCUGAUGCACACAAUUACGUGUUGGAAUCUGGCGAAGUUAGUACGGAUAGCAGUGCAGGUGCAAACAGCGCUUUACUUACACCAGCGGACAGUGGUAGCUUAAAGGAAAAGAAAUUUAUUUUCUGUGAUUCAGUAGACCAAGGCGCAACAUCCCAUGCUUGUGACAAUCUUUUCGGAAAUAAACAAGAAGUUGGCAGUGGCAUAUCGUCAGCGGCCACAUCUUCUGCCUCCUCGUCCUCUUCAUCUUCAAUGACCUCAGCACCGACGACCAGUGGAGACAUGAUGUAUUCCACAACGGCUCAACUGUCUAUCACCGCAAGACAAUCGCCCGAGCAAAAGCAGCAAGAACAGCAGCAAGAUAUUAUAUUGUCGAUGGCUGAGAAGAGUGAAGAUUUAUUUCAUCAUGUGCAACAUGAUUGGAAUUUCGGCGGCAUAAAAUUGGAACAGUCCACAGAAGCAGCGUCAAGUAGUUUUAACGGUGUGAUUCAAACGCAUCAAGGCGUUAUAAAAGUAAAAAAUUUAAAUACGAUUUCAGUUGGAGAUGUGGCUAUGCCAAGCGUGGAAGCAACUCAAACUGAAGAAGUCGUAGAUUGUAUAGGUGUAGAGGGGGGUGAUGAUGCAGCGGCGAUUGUUAAUUGCGGAGCUGUGAAUGCCGGCGUUGAUGUUGGCGUUGGCGAGGGCGAUGGAGACGAUAAUGACGUUAUCGGGGUGGAGGCUGAUGAAGAUGACGAUGACGAGGCGGAGGAGGAGGAUGAGGAAGACGAUGAUGACCCGGAUGAUAGUGAUGCUGUACGUGAUAUAGUUGACGAAUUACAACAACAGCAUCGCCAACUACUCAAAGAGCAGCAACAACAGCUACAGCAGCAACAGCAACUUGAGCAACAACAGGAAUUGCAAGAACCCGAAAAUCCAGAGCAGCGUGGCCAUUUAACUUACGAGCAAGGUGACUAUGAGUUGAGCUCAGAUUUGAUAAGUGACGUUCAAAUGGCGGCUAACGAAAUGGAAGUGUCCAGUACCGUAAUAACCAAUAGCAAUUCGGAUGACAGCGUUAAUGAAAUGAAUAUGGGCUGUAGUAGCAGUCGCCCUGAUAGUGGCGUCAGCGGUGGCAAUCUCACCAUACAGUUGAAUACACCGUCGCCAGCACCGACCAUUGGCCAUUUACAUCAGCAGCAAGUGCAACAGCCGCAGCAGCAACCACCACAGCAAACUUCAUCGGAGCGGCAAAAUACGCCCCAGCGACAAAUACUCGUCGAUACGAAUGGCCAAAUUAUAGGCAAUUUCCUCGUACAGCACCAACAACAACAGCAGCAUCAUCAACCGCAACAACAACACUUAGAACACCAACAGCAACUUUUGCAUCAUGCAGCACAGCAAUUUACCUUUCCGGCAGCACAACCUCAAGCCCAACAACAACAACAACAGCAACAGCAGGUCCACACUAUAGCACUGUCGACACAACAACAUCUGCAGCAGCAGCAGCAGCAGCAACAACAACAACAGCAACAACAACAACAUGCACAUAAGUCUCAUCAUGCUCUGUCGACAUUACGUAAAGCCAUAGAGUUGAGCACGAACGGUCAGCACUACCUAACGCCAGGCGCCAUAGCGGCUCAGCAGCAUAUUGGCCAACAAUUGGUGCUACAGCAGCAGCAAGCGCCGCAACAGAGACACUUUCUGACACAGUCACAGGUUCCUACAGUGUCCGCGGCUGCUAAUUGCAAUAUGGUUUCUGCUAGUCCAACUCAGCAGCAGCAUCACAUUCAAGUGCAACAACAACUUCAGCGCUUUCAGCAGCAGCAGCAGCAUCAGCAGCAACAACAACAACAGCAACAGCAUAUGCCCGCCUUUCAAUCAUUGGCCACUCAAGCGCAAUCAAACGCUGCAAAAUAUAUUUCAAAGCAAAUGAACCUUAUUACAAUGUCUCGUGGCACAGCAGCAGCAGCAGGAACAGUUGCCGGUACAAAUGCAAGCAUCGCCUCGGUAACUAUACCGUCAGGUGCAUCUGUGAGUACCUACCCACCUUUUAGUAGCGCCAUCGCUGGUUCAGCGCGUUCAGCUGAGCUUAUAGUGAAUGCUGCCUCCAAUAUCGGUAAUGUAAGUACAACGAAUGUCAGCAUUGCCAGUGCCAUGAAAGGUCUAACACAAGCCGGCAUCCCGACCACAAUAGCCCAGCAGCGGCCAACAAGUAAAUUAGCAACCGGCAAAGGGCGUAAAACGGUAAAUAAAUUGCCACCCGGUGCAGUUAAUUUAGAGCGUAGCUAUCAGAUCUGCCAAGCAGUUAUCCAAAACAGUCCAAAUCGCGAAAAUUUGAAGGCGCAGUUGCGACCACCGUCGGCAAUUUUGAAUCAACAGCAGCAGCAUCAACCUCCGCAGCAACAACAACAGCAGCAGCUGCCACAAAGUAACGUUGCUACGGCUUUAACAUUGCCAUGCACAGGAGCCGGAGUAGCCGCGCCGGCAGCAACACAAUCAACUGCCGCCAUAUCUGUAGCAAGUUCGGCACAUCAAGCGCCCGCAUCAAGCGCCUCUUCAUCGCAGAGUUUUAUCAAACAAGAGGACCUGACAAGCAUUCCCGCAAAUAUAAUGGGCGUUGGACGUCCUGGCGUAUAUAAGGUUAUUGGUCCGCGAAUGGGAUUUCCACGUAAGAAGUAUGUUCAACGAAAACCUUCACCCACGCUUAUAAGACAUUUUUUCACACCACAAACGGCCAACGCACUACAUACUAAUGUUGCGGCAAAUCCGCGAUUGCAUCAGCAAUUAACGGUGGCAGCAGCUGCAGCGGCAGCGGCAGCUCAACAACAACAGCAACAACAUCACCAGCAACACGAUUUGCAUCAAAAUGGAAAUGGUGGUGGUCAAUAUGUGUUGGUGCAUCGAGCAAAUGUAGGCGCAGCUGAUAAUCAGGCACCGCGGGCAUCUAGCGCACCGCCGGUACCACAAACAACACAGAGUCAACUGCACAAUAUGAAUGGAAUACCGAUAACAGGACGCGGGCGUCCUGCUUCCGUCGAUAUUGAUGCUUCAAAUGCAAUGCUUGACCAUAAUGCGCAUCAACAACACCAACAGCAACAGCAUCUUCAUCAUCAAAUAAAUGCUAUUAAAUCGAAUGCCUCUACAACGAUGAGACGCAAUUUUACAUCAGGCAACGUUGCGUAUAUAGAUAAUCUAAGUGGUGCGACAACUUUGGCCGAUGGCAAUUAUAUAGUUACAGCAACAAACGCUGGAUCGCUGGAUGCCGAACAAUUGGUAAGCAAGGCCGUUACCGUAGCCGCUGCCGCUGCUGCCGCCGCUGCUGCAGCUGGUGGUGGAGGCGGCGGUGUAGGUGGUGGCAGUGGGAGUUUCACCCGAACACCAGAAGCGGACAAUUGUGCCUGCUCGUUAAACGCAAUGGUUAUUUGCCAACAAUGUGGCGCAUUCUGUCAUGACGAUUGUAUGAGUGCAUCGAAGGUGUGUGUCUCUUGUGUGAUCAGAUGAGAGGAUGAAGUCUCUGUAAUAACCUUUUAGGCCUUGCGCACAUUGAGUAGAAGUUAUUGUGGUUCUGCACUAAACAAAAUACAACAAUAGAUAUACAUAUAAAUAUAAAUAUAUAUAAAUAGAUAUAUAGAAUAUACGUAGAUAUAUUUACACCAAUAUAUCAACUAAAACACGAAUUCUGAAUUCUACGAAAAAAAGCAACAGCAAAAAGCAUAACAUAAAUAACUCAAAUUACCAGUUGGCAAAUGCAUAAAUAUGUAUGUAAAAAAAAAAAAAGAAGUUGCUCUGCUAAAAAUGCUUUAUGCAAAUUUACGCUGAAGUCCAAGCACAUAUGUAUUGCUACCGUUCUUUUCCAUCAUGCGAUGAGAUAGAUGUUAGCGCUUGCACAUUAGGUUCGAGAAGCUUAACAUUACUUGAUUUUUAUUUUUACAUAUAUUAGUGGGUUAAAGGUAGAAAAUAUUCGAGCACAUCAACUCGGAGU